AUGCUCUUUUCUCACUUUCUUCAUUUCUCUAGAUCUGUGGAAUCAAAGGUAACUGCUGAAGGAUUUUGCUUGAACAUGGCUAAAAUGGAGAAGGUCUAUGCAGAGCUGGAUGAAGUAAGAGCCGCGAAUGAAAAUCUCAGGAUGGAGUUUCGAUGCAAAACGGAGCUUCUUGACAACCUAAAGAAGGUCCACAACGAGCUACUAGUAGAAAUUGGAGAGGCGAGAUCCGUAAUUGAGAAGCGGGGUUUUGAAUCGGAGGAGAAAACAAGAGAAAUCUCUGAGCUGAAGCGAACAAACGAGGAUCUGCAGCGUUGUUUGAGAGAGAAGGACUCUUCUCUCAGGUGUUUGAGUGAAGCCAAUGAUAAGCUUAGAGCUAACGGGGAAGACAAGUACAGGGAAUUUGAAGAGGAGAGAAGAAAGUUGGUGUCAGCUUUGGAUGAAGCGAGUGAGAAGAACAUUGACAUUGAGCAGAAGAACAAUGUCUACAGGGCUGAGAUUGAGGGUCUCAAAGGGCUUUUAGCAUCAGCAGAGAAGAAAAAGAUGGAAGCUGAGAAAACCGCCAAGUCUUUGAAAGAAAUGAGAGGAAGAGAUGACACGGUGAUUAAACUGCAGGAGGAAAAGACUCAAGUAGAAGAGAAGCUGAAAUGGAAGAAGGAGCAGUUUAAGCAUCUCGAGGAAGCAUAUGAGAAGCUCAAAGACACGUUCGAAGCUAACACGAAAGAGAGUGAGGAAGAAAGAUCAACGCUUCUAGAUGAAAUCUACUCUCUUCAGACUAAGCUAGAUUCACAGACCAGAAUCUCAGAGGAUCUUGAAAAGAAGCUGCAGAUGUGUAACAGUGUGCUGACACAAGAAGAGACCCGACGAAAGCAUCUUGAAAUCCAAGUUUCUGAGUUCAAAGCUAGAUACGAAGAUGCAUUCGCAGAGUACCAAGAUGCAAGAACACAGCUUGACGAUUUGGCUGGCAAAAGAGAUGAGGAAGUUGCAGAGCUGAGACACUCCUUGAGCACGAAAGAGGCUUAUUAUAAGGAGAUGAAGUAUGAGAAUGGGAAACUCCAACAGGAGAACCGGGAGUUGCUGGUUUCACUGAAAGAGCUCCAAGAAGCUACAAUUCAGGGAUCAGGAAACUCUGCAAUAUCAAAGCUGAAAAACAAGUUUAGGAACUUGGAAAACAUGCACAGGAACUGUUCAGCUAAUCUGAAGAGUAAAGAAGCUGAGUGGAGCUGUCAACUGGAGAAGCUGGCUGAAGAGAUUAAUGAUUACAAGUUGCAGUUGCAAAGCAAGGACGCAGCACUGAAAGAGGUCGAGUUGGAACUUGAAAACUGUCAUUCUUAUACAGCUAAAAUGAGACUAGAGUACGAAGAGAUCUCGGUUAUGUUUAUAGUGGUAAGUAGAACAGUCGCUGAGGCUCAGUCAAGGCUUGCAAAUGUCAAAGAUGAACAAAUCAAGGAUGAGCAGAGAGAAGAGAAAAACUAUUCUGUAUUGAUUGAGCAGCUAGAACAAAAGAAUGAUGCGCUGGCCAAGGCACAUAUAGAGAUUGAAGCAGAACGUGAAAGGGUCGGGUGCUUGCUGAGAAGAACUGAAAUGCUGGAUCAUUUUGAAGUAGAGAAUCUCCAGAUGCAGAAGGAUGUAGAUUGGUACAAGGAAACACUUGAGGAAUCAGCUAGAUUCCAAACUCAGAUGAAAGAAAAAAUGAAAGAGGCUGAAGAUGAUUAUGAAGAGAAACUGCUGCAAGUCUGUGAUGCACUUGACAACACAAACUCGGACCUCGUUGCUGAACGUGAGAAGGUGGUGGGUUUAACAAUGCAGAUUGAGUCCUUGGGUAUUGUCAAAGAGAAGAAUCUAGUGAUGGAAAACGAAAUUCAGAAGUGUAAGGAGUUGCUGGAGGAAUCAGAGAAGUGCCGGGUGCUUUUAGAGGAGAAGAUUUCGCAGCUUGAAAGUGAUUUCAAGAAGAAUAUUAGAGAGCUCUGCAGCAAGGUGGACACUGCAUAUGCCAAGUUGGCGGAAGAGGUUGAGAAGAAUGUCUCAUUGGUAAGAAAAGCUGAGUCCAUUGAUGAAAGAGAAGAGCAUAGACAAAGGGAGCUUGAUCAUUACAAGGAGAUGCUUGAGGAGGCGACCAAAAUUCAACUUGUCUCACAAGAGAAAGUUCUAGAAUUGGAAAAAGACACGGAGAGGAAGCUUGCUGACGUUUGCGAGGCUUUAGAAACAGCGAAUUUGGAAUUGUCUGAUAAAACAUCUGAAGCGUACCAGCUUGAGUUUCAGCUAUGGGUCUGGAAAUCUAUUGCUAAAAGGCUAAAAGCCGAAGUCGAGCAAAACCUGAACCUGCGGAAAAGAGUUGAAGCUUCUCUUCUUGAACAGGUUGGAGUUGGAGAAGCCAUUAGGCAAGAGAGAAACGAGCUGGUGCAUAAACUAAAGGCAAUCAGCUCUGCAAGUUCGAAGACAGCUGAUUCAGAGAAAGAAACCCUUCUCCGGAUGAUGAGGGAUAAGGACGAGUUGUUGAAGAAUCUACAGAGAGAGGUAGAGUUGUUGGAACAAGAAUCACUUAGACGGGACCUUGCGGAUGCUGUUUUUGCGCAUAUAGCUGCAGAGAGGGAGUUGCAGAAAGAGAGAGAGAUUCUUUCACGGGGUUUCAGAGAUAAAGAAGAGGAAUUAAGUCAGGUGAAUAAUGAGUUGGAGUGUUUUAUAAGCGAAUUGGAGAAUGGAAUGUCGAAGCUGUGUGAUGAAGACACGAAGCUGAUGAAAGCUUUGGAGAAAACUCGGCAACGUUGUGAUGGAAUUGGUAAAGAGAACGAUAUUGGUUCUCCAAGGCUAACAAUGAAGCAUGAAGAAGAUGUUGCAGUUGAAGACAGGUCACCAUUUAGACAACUUAACCAUUAG
Thlaspi arvense is the source of this 2874-nucleotide messenger RNA. The record is from the annotation of a GenBank genome assembly. Lineage: Eukaryota; Viridiplantae; Streptophyta; Magnoliopsida; Brassicales; Brassicaceae.